Molecule: messenger RNA, 875 nt
Organism: Mus pahari (shrew mouse)
Lineage: Eukaryota; Metazoa; Chordata; Mammalia; Rodentia; Muridae
Gene: Sft2d1
Product: SFT2 domain containing 1
Exons: 8
Coding region: 52-531 (159 amino acids)
Biological process (GO): vesicle-mediated transport
Cellular component (GO): membrane
Source: RefSeq, a predicted model, not a curated record
GUGGGAGGGCGGACGAGCUGGUGGCCGGCGGCUCGGCCAGAGGACGGGGCUAUGGAGAAGCUGCGGCGCGUCCUGAGCGGCCAGGACGACGAGGAGCAAGGCCUGACGGCGCAGGUCCUGGAUGCCUCAUCCCUGAGUUUCAACACCAGGUUGAAGUGGUUUGUCAUAUGCUUUGUUGCUGGCAUUUUCUUUUCAAUCCUCGGAACUGGGUUGCUAUGGCUUCCCAAUGGCAUGAAACUCUUUGCAGUAUUUUACACCCUUGGAAACCUUGCUGCAUUGGCCAGUACAUGCUUUUUAAUGGGACCUGUGAAGCAACUGAAGAAAAUGUUUGAAACAACAAGAUUGCUUGCAACAAUUAUUAUGCUUUUGUGCCUGGUAUUUACCCUGUGUGCUGCUCUGUGGUGGCGGAAGAAGGGGCUGGCCUUACUCUUCUGCAUAUUGCAGUUCUUGUCCAUGACCUGGUACAGUCUGUCCUACAUCCCGUAUGCAAGGGACGCGGUGCUCAAAUGCUGCUCCUCACUCAUGAGUUGAAAGGCGUACGUGCCCAGGAGUGCCUGCCUCAGUGAUCACUCCAGAAGAGGCAGCAGCCCCAGCCCAUGCCAUGGACCGCUGAACUUCACUGCGUAGCCCUCCGUUCCCUGCCUGCUAACCUCUGCUUCCAAAGACAAGGAGAUCAUAAUCAUUGCCACUUGUAAAUAAUUUUUACUCAGUUUUUAGUCUUUACAAACAGCUUUUGAAAUGUGAAUAUUUAAGGUAUAAACCUGUGUUGUAAGGUGUAUCCAGCUUAUUUGACUUUUUAAAUGCUCUACAACUUUAAAAGGAAUUUUUUAAGUUUAAAAAUGUGAAACUUUAUAUAUUUCAAGCUUAAAAUUACU